GUUGAUACUCGCUUCAAAACUAGCUGCGCUGUCUUGAUUCCAUUUUUUCGCGACUUCAUUUCCUUCGAGCGAGUAUUUGAGGGGCGAGGAAAAGAACUUCUAGGGCUGUUUUUUUCUCGAAGGCAGAGGUGAACUACAAACAAAUUCAAUAGCCAAGCAACACCCUUCGGCCGAUACCAGCCAGACACUUGUCUGUCACUUCUCAACUGAUACCAACACGCGAGCAAUUAGAACACAUUGCCCAACCAUCCCUUUCCACACAUCCCGGUCACACGCCGGGAACCCUUUCCUAAUGGAUGUUACCGCAAGGAGAACAAGGAGGAUGAUGGGGAAGAAGAGGAACUUGGAUCUUACACCAUCGACUUUUGGAAUCAUACCAAUGGUCACAUCUACCCUCCUGCCACUCCUCCUAUUAAUCAACACCUUUGCCUCGCUAGCCGCCGCUCAAACAACACCGAUUCCGGUCGUCGGCGUCAAGACGGGUGUCGAUUCCAACACGGGACAGAGACCGAUCAGGAGGAACAUCAAUGAUCUCUACGCUAGGGGAGGGCCGCAAUGGGACCUCUACAUUUUGGCACUGUCGGAGAUGCAAGCGAUGAACGAGUCGGAGGAGCUGUCGUAUUUCAGCCUGGCAGGUAUUCAUGGGUUGCCGCACAAGGUAUGGAAUGGAGUUGAGCAGGUUGAGGGUGCGCCUGAUACAGGGUAUUGUCCUCAUGGAGAAACCAUCUUUGCUUCAUGGCAUCGGCCAUAUGUAGCUCUUUUCGAGCAAACCCUAGUCUCCCACGCCCUCGCCAUCGCCUCACGCUACCCUCCCUCCCUCUUACCCGCCUACACCGAUGCCGCUCGCACGCUCCGCCUGCCCUUCUGGGACUGGGCUUCGGACCCUUCGCUCCCCUACGCCGUGAUGAACGAUAGCAUCAAAGUCAGCAACACGCCCAACUCUUCCUUGGCUUCCUUAUCCACGCCCAACAGCAACGGCACCGGCGGCGGGAGCGGUGCGCCUUCGGGAGCGGUGGGUGUUCAAGUUAGGAACCCGCUUUAUAGUUAUCGAUUUCAGGAAGGGAGUGUGAUGUAUCAAUUCGACAGUACCUUGGGGCUGUAUCCCCAGACCUUGCGGUGCAAGUUUGAGGAUUUUGCGGAGGACAACAAGACGGUGAUUAAGAGGUGGAGCGAACCGUGGGUGGCGGAGGAGGGGAUGAAGGAGGUGGGGGGACAACUGAGGGAUAGUGUGUACGAUCUAUUUGUCCGACCCGACCCCCGAGGAUGGGGAGCUGGGGGAUUUGAGGAUCCUCACAAUACAGUGCACAACAAUGCGGGCUGUGGAAAUGGCACCAUGGCCAACAUUGCUUGGUCGGCUUUCGAUCCUCUGUUUAUGCUUCAUCACGCCAACACGGACCGUCUCAUCGCCCUUUGGCAAGUAAUCUACUAUCAAAACGCAACCUUCAAUUAUUCAUUCCCCUCCGGCGGCCAACUUGGCACCAAAAGGGGAACCAUACUCACAGCCGACUCCCCCCUCAAGCCUUUCCACGCCGAGUUCCCUGCCACAAUCGGCAACGGCAACGCCACGCCACCCUCGGAUGCGGGAGGCUUCUUUCACACUAGUAACUCGGUGGCGGACUUACGGACGUUCGGGUACACUUACCCCGAGCUGAACACGGAUUGGCAGACGCCCGACAAGGAUAAACUAGCUGCUCAAGUGAGGCAAGCGGUUAACAAAUUGUAUGGAUCUAGCGAUGACGGCAGUGCGGACGACCAAGGACAAGCGGGAGUUUCAGGACGGGGUGUUGACUCAGACACACUAGAUGAGGAGGAAGACGACACCGAGAACAACGGCGGAAAGAAAACCGUGGAGAACAACAAGAUUACAUUCCGUCACUCUCGGUUCCGAUCACGGUUACGGUCUCUUUCUGCCUCCUCCAGCUACAAGGAGAACGAAGAAGAGGAGGAAGAAGAAGGUACCACAACCACAAGCAGAGACGACGGCAAGCAAACGGAAGAAAACAACAAAAUCACCUUCCGCAGUUCUCGGUCCCUCAGCAAUUCCAACUCCAGUCCCAAAAAGAACAUGAAACAAAAGCGACAAACCUACGGCAGCCAAACUCCUAUUAAAGACUACUACUACACCGCCGAGCUCUCGGUCGACCGCUCCGAAGUGCCUCUCCCAUGCACCAUCUCCUUGAUUGUCAACGGGGUGGUCAUGGGCCGCAUGGCACUUUUAAGCAUGCCGGUGGAGGGGAUCGCGAAGGCUAGCAUGCCGUUGGCGAGGCCGCUUAAGAGUGUUGCGAAGAUUGGAGAACAGCAGCAAGGGUCUCAAAGCCAAAAGAAGGGGGUGGACGAGGAUGAGAAGAUGGUUAGUGGCAAGAGGAAGGGGAGGUGGCCUUCUACGUCUAGGCUUUCAAAUAUCGAGAAGAUGAAGCCGAAGAGGGGGUUGGGACACGUGGAUAUGACUCCUAAGACGAUCAUUCCGUUCUUGAAGGGGAAUAUGACUGUUGAGAUUCGAUCGAACGACCAAACCCUAACCGACCCGUCCACCGUCCCCUCUCUCCACCUCGAGAUCCAAGACUGGGAAUACGUCCCCCGCAAAAACGCGAGCGAGUUCCCCAUCUUCCAGAACCCUCGAAAAUGGCCGAUGGGGAUUCGGGGACCGGGAGGACAUGAAGGGUACGGCGGAGGGGGACACUAAGUAGAUACAGCAGCUCGAGCAGUUCCAGGUUGUUUCGUUGGGAAGGGGUAGCGCGAGCUCUAGGAUGGAAAAGGAGAAUAAGUGGAUGUAGAAGAAAAGAAGGGAAGGGAAGGAAAAACAGAGAUGCGGGCAAGGAGGGAGAUCGAUCCUGCUCGCUGAGGCGACUGGCUGCGAAGACAGUUUCGAUCUUAAACAUGAAUUCGUUUGAUUGACAUCUAUUAUUUCUGUGUCUUUGUUUGGUGAUAAAAACAUUUGAUGGAUUCGUCUUUUGUCCUUUUCGGCUUUAUGGAUUAUUUGACAUUGCUCCGGGU
Neurospora crassa OR74A is the source of this 2994-nucleotide messenger RNA. RefSeq lists its product as hypothetical. Gene Ontology annotation, molecular function: oxidoreductase activity. The record is from RefSeq and is a predicted model, not a curated record. NCBI's taxonomy places the organism in Eukaryota, Fungi, Ascomycota, Sordariomycetes, Sordariales, Sordariaceae. The coding region runs from base 293 to 2683 and encodes 796 amino acids. The transcript is spliced from 8 exons.